Messenger RNA from Funneliformis caledonium, 1782 nucleotides. The record is from the annotation of a GenBank genome assembly. NCBI's taxonomy places the organism in Eukaryota, Fungi, Glomeromycota, Glomeromycetes, Glomerales, Glomeraceae.
AUGUUUCAACUUUCUACUGAUUUAAAACCCCGCGGAGACCAAGUUGAAGCUAUUCAAAAGUUAAUUCAUGGAAUCCAAAAAAAUCAAAAACAGCAAGUGCUCUUAGGAGCUACCGGAACCGGCAAAACUUUCACCAUGGCUAAUGUCAUUCACCAAACUCAAAAGUCAACUUUAAUUUUAGUUCCUAAUAAAACCCUUGCUUUGCAAAUUUAUCAAGAGAUGCAAAAUUUUUUCCCCCACAAUAAAGUUGAAUAUUAUGUUUCUUAUUUUGAUUAUUAUCAACCCGAAGCUUAUAAACCUCAUUCCGACACUUAUAUUAGCAAAAAAACCCAAGUUAAUUUGAAUAUUCAGCGAAUGCGCCUAAGAACUUUAAAUUCCUUGGUAACGGAAAAAAAGGUAAUUGUAGUAGCCUCGGUGGCUGCCAUUUAUGGAUGUUUUGAUCCAAAUUCUUAUCGGCGAGCCGUUUUAGAACUAAAUGUAGGACAAGCAAUAAGCCAGCAGGAAAUAGCGAUUGGCUUAACUAAACUAGGGUAUAAUUCACACUGUUUAGAAUUAGAAGAGGGCUGUUUUUUAUUAGAAGUUAAAGAGGGACACCUUAGCAGUAUUGAAAAAUGUUCUUCAAUUAAAGAAGGGGAAAAAGAAAAUAAGUUAAAUAUUCUCAUCCCCCCCACCCGUGAAUACAUUUAUUUAACCGAAGAAGAAAAUAAAAGUUUAGUUGCUAUAUUAGGGGAAAUAAGGCAAGAAUUAAAAGAAAAAAUUAAUCAGUUUAAGCAGCAAGCAAAGUUAGUAGAAGCCCAAAGGUUAGAAAGCCGAAUUAACGAAGAUUUGCUUAACUUAGGAGAGACGGGAAUUUGUCCCAUGAUUGAAAAUUAUGCUCGUUAUUUUGAUGGUCGUCAACCCGGAGAGUGCCCUUAUGUUUUAUUAGAUUAUUUUCCUGACGAUUAUUUAACUAUUAUUGAUGAAUCUCAUUUAGCCAUUCCUCAAAUUCGGGCAAUGUAUAAUACCGACCAUAGCCGCAAAAAAACCUUAGUAAAAUAUGGAUUUCGCUUGCCUUCGGCUUUGGAUAACCGACCUUUGAACUUUACUGAAUUUGCUGGUAAAUUAGCAAAUGUAAUUUAUACUUCGGCCACGCCUGGACCUUAUGAAUUAGCCCAAACUAACUACAAGUUAGUUGAACAAAUUAUCCGCCCUACCGGGCUUUUAGACCCAGUUAUAGAAGUUCGUGCUACCAAAGGGCAAAUUGAAGAUAUUAUUCAAUUGAUUAAGCAACAAAUUAUCCAAAACGAAAAAACCAUUAUUUAUGCUUUAACCAUCAAAAUGGCCGAGGACAUUGCUUAUUUUCUUAACCAACGAGACAUUAAAGCCAUUUUUUUACAUAGCAAACUAGAUAUCUUUGCUCGCAAUCAAGCCAUUGCUAGUCUUCGCCGAGGAGUUUAUGACGUGAUAGUAGGAAUUAACCUUUUGCGAGAAGGCUUAGAUAUGCCCGAAGUCUCUUUAAUUUGUGUUUUAGAUGCCGAUAAACCAGGAUUUUUACGGGAUACCCGUUCACUUAUUCAAAUUAUCGGUCGAGUAGCCCGACACCAAAACGGACGAGCCAUUCUUUAUGGCGAUAUUAUUACUACUAAUAUGCGAGCAGCGAUGACCGAAACCCAGCGCCGCCGCCUUAUUCAAGCAACUCAUAAUAAAGCCAAUAAAAUUAUUCCGCAGACUAUCCAAAAAGAGAUAUUUUUUUUAGACCCUCGUUUAACGGCUCUACGAAAAAAGAAACAAGAACAAAAAUGA